Messenger RNA from Auanema sp. JU1783, 1029 nucleotides. The record is from the annotation of a GenBank genome assembly. NCBI's taxonomy places the organism in Eukaryota, Metazoa, Nematoda, Chromadorea, Rhabditida, Rhabditidae.
AUGAAGUUCCUUCAAGCGCAAAUGGCUCAUAAAAGGCCAGCACCGGCUCCGUCCUCCUCUAAACACUUUGUUAAUCCUGUUAUUGAUCUCUCUGCUAGGAAUAAAACUAAUAUGAAUCUGAAGCGGCUUCAGCCCAUCAAAGCUGUUCCCAUUUCAGACGCUACCCCUCUUUCGUUCUUACCGAAAUCAGCGUUAGAUGAUAGUGUAUUGUUGUUCGGUGAAGUAGUUGUGAAAAAUGAGUAUCAACCGGACCUCCCUAACGAUUAUUUAACUCAGAAAAAAAAGAAAGAGGAACGAGAACAGAAAGAACGGGUAGCGAAAGAAAUAGCUGAGAGGCUAGCCAAAGAACACAAAGAAGAAGCCAAAAAAAGAGAAAAAGGAGCAGCUAUUGCUCCUCCAACAGCCUUGUUGGAAACUUCUUCUGUCGAAUCUUCUUCGCCUCCUCAUUCAUUCACGAAUCCAGCAACUAUUUUGGCACCUUUUGGUAAAGGAACCUCAAGAGGGUUAGGAGUUGCCGCCAACAUUAUGAGUAAAUACGGGUAUAAAGAAGGUUCUGGAUUAGGAAAAGAUGAGCAAGGAAUAAACACAGCACUGCAGAUUGAAAAAGUUGGUAGAUCCACUGGUGUGAUAGUUAACGAAUCAAAUAAAUCAGACGAAGGAUCUCAAAGUACUUCUACUAUGCCGACAUUGCCUUCCCGAGCAACUAACAAUGCCGCAGUUAUGAGUAAUGCUAGUAAAGUUUUAUUAUUAAAGAAUGUCGUUUCAACUUCAGAAGUAGACAAAGAUUUAGAAGUUGAAAUACAAGGAGAGUUGAGCAAAUAUGGACAAAUACAAUCAGUUUAUGUGCAUACAAUGGAAAAAUUGGCUGAUGAUGAGGCUGUUCGAAUAUUCGUUGAAUUUACUAAUGUAGCCCAAGCUAUAAAAGCAUUUGUUGUGAUGAACGGGAGGUUUUUCGGUGGUAGACAAGUUGUUGCAUCGUUUUAUAAUCAUGACAACUAUGUUAAUAAGGAUUAUGAGAAAGUUUCUUGA